This is a messenger RNA of Zootoca vivipara (common lizard), 4765 nucleotides long. RefSeq names its product protein phosphatase 1 regulatory subunit 12C (gene PPP1R12C). Gene Ontology annotation, biological process: signal transduction. Gene Ontology annotation, cellular component: cytoplasm. The record is from RefSeq and is a predicted model, not a curated record. Lineage: Eukaryota; Metazoa; Chordata; Lepidosauria; Squamata; Lacertidae. Gene Ontology annotation, molecular function: phosphatase regulator activity; protein kinase binding; enzyme inhibitor activity.
CCGACGCCCCCUCCCCUCUCGCUUCCGAUACGGAAGCCGAGAGGCGUCGACGCCGCCGCCGCUGCUGCUGCUUUUCAGCCCAGGGCUAGAGCUGGGCCAGGAGGGCCGCCCAGCUGGGCUGGCGGCGGCAGCAGCGGCAGGAGGGGGAAAAUGGCGGCACCGCUGCUGUCCCUCUCCGAGGGGGAAGGAGCCCGGGCGCGGCGGCGGGAGCAGCUCCGAGCCUGGGCGGAGGCCGAGGCAGCGGUGGCAGCAGCAGCGGCUGCUUCUCUGUGCCCGGCCCCGCCUCCUCCGGGGCUGCCGGUGGCGGCCGAGAGCGAGGCUGUGCCCGCGGCGGGGAUGGGCUCCGGGUCCGCCGGCGGCAGAGGGGUUCGGCCCCGCGCUGUCCGCUUCGAGGCGGCCGCCGAGUUCCUGGCCUGCUGCGCCGGGGCCGAACUGGAAGCGGCGCGGGAGAUGCUCAGCGCCGACCCGGGCGCCGUGAACGGGACCAACGCGGACGGCAUCAGCGCCCUCCACCAGGCCUGCAUUGAUGAGAACAUGGAGGUGGUGGAAUUUCUGGUGGCAAACGGAGCCGACGUGAACCAGGCUGACAAUGAGGGCUGGACUCCACUGCACGUUGCUGCUUCCUGCGGCUACAUUGAGAUUGCACAAUACCUCUUGGACCACGGUGCCAACAUCGCUGCAGUGAACAGCGACGGGGACGUGCCAUUGGACAUUGCGGAGGCUGACAACAUGGAGGCCUUACUGCGUUCGGAGAUUGGGAAGAGAGGGAUAGAUGUAGAAGUAGCCAAGCGAGAGGAGGAGGAGGUGAUGCUUCGCGAUGCACGCCAGUGGAUGAACGGUGGGAAAAUCUCCGACGAGCCGCACCCCAAAACAGGGGCCACGGCCCUCCACGUGGCAGCUGCCAAAGGCUACAUUGAGGUCAUGAGGCUGCUCUUGCAAGCUGGAUAUGACCCCAAUGUGCAGGACAAAGACGGCUGGGCUCCCUUGCAUGCGGCAGCCCACUGGGGAGUGGAGGAGGCUUGCCGCCUCCUGGCAGAGCACUUCUGCGACAUGGAGGCACUCAACAACGUGGGCCAGCGCCCCUGCGACCUUGCGGAUGAGGAUACUUUGGCUCUGCUCGAGGAUCUCCAACGCAAGCAAAUCGACCUACGCAGCAAGAAGGAAGCUCACCUGAAGCAGGCAGUGAUUGACACCAGCUUGGAGCAGCCCCCAUCGUACACAAGCAAGCACCGGAGGAGCUCUGUGUGCCGCAUGAGCAGCAAGGAGAAGAUCUCCGUCCAGGACCAGUCAAAGGAGCGCAAGACCCUGGGGACCAUUGCUGUUGGCGAGGAGGAGACCAGCUCUGCCUCGGAGGGGGAGGAGACGCCACAUUCCAAUGAGGUGAAGGCCGUUCCCUCAACGGACAACAAUGCAGUGAAUGGCGUCUCCGUGACCCCUGUCAGCCCUGUGUCCCCCAGUCCCAUGGGGCAGAAGUUCUCUGGAGGCUCUAGCCACACCAUGGAGCCAGAGGACACGGCAGCUCCCGCAAUCUGGAAGCAGAGCCUACGGAAGACCAGCAGCUUUGGGGUGCUGCAGGACGCAAAGCUGGAGGAGGAGGCGGCUGCCAAGGAGGCCAGUGGCAUCAAGCGGUCGGCAUCCAGCCCCAGGCUUGAUACGGAGGAAAAGAGCAAAGAACCACGCCUGGCCCGCGUAACUCCGACCCCGACUCGGCGGAUAUUUGCCCUCCCAGACACAGAGCCCCACCGGGAUCCCAGGCGAGCGUCGUACCAGACGCCCGUGCGGGACGAAGAGUCGGAGUCCCAGAGGAAGGCCCGUUCGAGACUCAUGAGGCAGUCCAGGCGUUCCACGCAGGGUGUCACCCUCACGGAUCUGAAGGAGGCUGAGAAGACCAUGGGCCGGGCUGGGGACUCCAGAGCAGCCCCGGAGCAGCGAAAUAAGGAGGACGAGAAGCAUGACAAAGAUGGAGAGCAGCAGUCCCAGGAGACUACGGACUCCUCUAGGAGAUUCCGGCUCCCGAGUUCAGAAGGUUCUGCGGUUUAUACUGUGAAUCCGUUAGUGGUGAAUUCGCAGCCCAGAAAAGUCUCAGAAGCCAAGGAUACCAGCUCAGAGGCAGAUUCGGAUCUACGGAACAGACUCGCCAUCAGGGACCGCAGGAAAGGCCGACGGGAGGAGGAUGUAGACAGCGAGCAUGUCAACAAUGAAGAUCCAUCAGGACAUGGCAGUGAACACCUAAACAGCGUCCUGUCAAACCGGACAGCUCCCUACAGCUGCCAGAGACAGAACAGCAAUUUGGGCUGCAAAGAGGAACCUGAUCACUAUUACAAGAAACUGUAUGAAGAUCUCGUGAUUGAGAAUGAAAAACUGAAGGAGCAGCUACAAGAAGCACAGCUACAGCUGACGCAGAUCAAGCUGGAGCUGGAAAGAGUGACCCAGAGGCAAGAGCGUUUUGCUGAGCGGCCGGCUCUCCUAGAGCUGGAGAGAUUUGAGCGCCGAGCUUUGGAGCGGAAAGCAGCAGAGCUAGAGGAAGAAUUGAAGGCUCUUUCGGAUUUGAAGGCAGACAACCAGCGUCUCAAAGACGAAAACGCCGCCCUAAUCCGUGUGAUCAGCAAACUCUCCAAGUGACCGCCGCUGCCACCGCCCCCGGGGGGGGGGAUGCAGGGGCCUUAUUCCGCACCCCACCUCCUUGUGUACCAGAUCCUCAUUCGGAACAGGAGACAUAACGCAAGGAUAGGGGUGGCCAACUCCCUCUCGCCACUCAAAACACUCCAAAUGUGGGGGGUUCUGAGCCUCAGCCAAUCAGACACCCAUCAUCCAUUGUUUUACACAGAGGGGCCAAGUUUUUCUCCAGCCCAAUGUCCUCCCCACCCCCCUCUUCCCCCCCACCCCACCCCACCCCUCCUCUCCAGAGACAGUAUUUAUUUUGUGGCUUCCUUUUAAAAGUGAUGCUAUUUGCUUGUUGCUUUUCCUUAAACAAACAAAGGGAGAGGGGAUGACGGGAGCCAGUCUUUCUGGGGGCUCAAGAGGAGCGAGGUGGCCUUGAUGUCGUUCUCCUGACAGCAGGCAAAUAAGAGUUGCUUUACAGGUUGGGAAGUUUUUUGAGGCUGGGGGCAAAGUCGAGUUAACGGGGGUUCCCUGUUAACCGGCAGGGUAUCUUGGGUAAUUGGUGUUGCUCAUAGCUCUGGCCCCAUAGCUCUGCAGCUCAGGAGGGCAGCUAUCUCAAGGCUGCGUGAGGGAAAGGGUGGCAGGACUCAGUCCACACACCCACUCACAUCCUGCCGAAUCAAACCAGUGCAUUUCACAGUUGGGUUAGUUCUCACAAGAGGGCAGCAGAAUUGAAGGUAGCACCCAGCAGCCAAGCUUUACAGCCGAGGCUGGCAGCUGGCCUGGAAGUCGGAGAACUUGAGCAGACAAGUUUAAAAAUGGGAUGUGGUAGCCCUGGGUGCGGCUAGUGUGUGUGUGUGUGUGUGUGUAUGUGCAUGAGCGAGAAAGAGAAGCGCCUUAGCACUGUUUAAUCAGCGGGGAAUUGUGGGUAACGGUUGGGGUUUUUUUAAUGGUCUUUUGGGGUUGGCUGCCACGAGGCUCUCUAGAGCCAGACGGACAGGAGAGUUCUGCAGUGGCAUUAAUUUAGGAGCCGAGAUAGUAUUGCCUGUGAAGAUGAGGCUGUUAAGUGCCAUAGCUUGGGGGUUGGGGUUGGGGGAGACAGUUGCAGCGGUGGGGCUACAUCGGGAGGGUCUUGAUCUCUGCUCCUGUUCUUCACUUCCCUCAGCAUCUCGGUUUUUCAGGUGCGAGUGUGGCUUCGUCCCUUCUCAGAAACUCCAGCGUCCUAUAGAGUCCAGCCUGGCUCUGAAGGAUGCUUCUAAUGUUCCCUUGCCUGAACUUGAGGCCAAAUCCCAGGGAAACGGUCUCAUUAUUCCCCUUCCCGCUGUCUGGACAGUGCCCCACCCCACCCCUCAGCCUUCUGCCAACGCCCAGUCCCACUGUGAGGAUCUCCUGGAUGUCUGCAACCCUGGGCUGUGUAAUGGACAACAUUGGCCGUACAAGUCCACAUUUGUCAUUGUCCCAUUUGCCAGCUACUCCACUCCUCCUCCGGGACCUGUGCCUCCUUGACCUCUCAUAUUCCGGUUUGUUGGAUUCUGCCGCCGCUUUCCUAGAGGAUGCAUUGGGGUGGGGGAGGGUGUCCAUUUUCACGGCUCUCCUCCAUCCCUCUUCCUGCACGCACACAAUCAAAUAUUUUCAAUGUUAAAACUGAGGGCUAGAAGUACUUCCAAGUGAAACUGAGGGCUAGAAGUAAUUUCAAGAGAAACGGGUCCAAAGUACUACCCUGAAAAUCCUGUCUGUGUGUGGUUUCUUUCCUGCGCUAUCAUGAGCCAAGAUUUCCUCUGCCAAAAUAAAUUGUCCCUUCUUUUCUACCAUAUCACCCCUUUCUCUUUUCUUCGCCCACCCCUUUUUAUUUUCUCUCUCUUUCUUUCUUUCUUUCUCUCUCUCUUUCUCUCCACCUGCCCUGAUCUGUGAACUCCCCCCUCCCCAAACAUAUCUGUACAUAACAGAAGUAUUUUCUAUAUGGUUGCAUCGCCAAGAGAAAAAAAACAAGAAGAAAAAAUGCAGAAAAACUUAAAUGUGCAAUAUCGCAUGAGUAUUUUUUUUCCAAAGAAGUCUCUAUAUUGUACUUGUUUAUUCAGCAGCUCAGCUGCAUAUGUUUUAAAGAACAGGGAAUUGAAAUUACCGUGUUGAAUAUAAUUGAAAAUAAAAAAAAGAUUGCUCCUUA